CUCUGCAAAAUAUCUUUAGGUUCCUAGUGCCUAUCGUUAUCAAACUGCCCCUCCACGUUGUAUGUGUUGACACAGAGGAAGAGCAGGACAACCUCUGAUAAGGGACUGCUUUAAAUGUGGACCCCGAGAAGAAAUUCUCAUCUUCACAUCAACAGAAUAACCUGCAACACUACAAAAAUAUGAAUCUGCAGUUUGUUGCAUUGGCUUUGGCAUUAGCUACUACAGCAGCAUUUCCACUCAAUGAUGAGAUCAGUCGAGACGCAUGGAGUUUACAGAGAGACAAUCAGGCCAUUGACAAGAAAAAUAUUGGCAAAGACUUAAAUGGUGUGUGGAAGAACCAUGUGGUGAGCAGUGACCUUUACUCCCAAGACUCUUACAACCCCAUGGCAGCUGAACUGAGUCGCAAACUGAGUAUGGAGUCUGAGCGCCUGAGGGCUCGUCUCAAGCAGGAGCUUGCUGAACUGAGGGAGAGACUCUCCCCUUACCCCAGCCACCCGAAACACACUAUGGCCAAUGUCAAGGAGUUCCUGUCCCCCUUCACUAAGCAGCUCCAGACGGCUCUCCAGUCCAACACUCAGGAACUCUGUCAGAAUCUCAAUCUGAACCUCCAGGACCUGAACCCAGAGGAAGCCACACUCUACCAGGAGGCAGUGCAGAGGAUCACGCUAGCUUUGGAGGUAAGCCACCAGAAAAGGACAGCAGCCUUUGAGGACUUUAAAACAAAAGCAUUUGAGGCUGUAGAGGAGGAACGAGAUAGCAGUGGAAAGGAGCUUUGGGAGGAAGUUACCGCUAGGCUGGGACAGGAAGUGUGUACCUUCAGUUUAGAGGUACAAGGGAAGGUGGCAGCACUCAAGAUAGCUUUGGCAGGCCAUCUGGCCUCAGCACAGCCUCCAAGGGAUGUGAUGGCUUCAAAAGUGGAUCAGUUCUGCCAGAAUUCCUCAGCUCGGAAUCAACAGUUUAUUUCUAACUUAGACCAACAGAUGAUCGCUCUACACGAAAACCAGAGUCAUAGUGAGUCAGCUGGUUUCCAUCAGACAAACAUAGAAUCCAUACAGGAGGAUUUCUCAACCCGACUCACAGCCCUAUUACAAGACAUCGUUCACACUCUAAAUUAAACAACACACCUCCAUUCCAAUCAGAAAUGCAACUGUAAUGUACUGUAAGUAACAGCUCUUAUGUUUGGAUUGCACACUGUGACCUGUAACUUUUGUAGAACAAUAUUGUUGUUUGUACAGUUUUCAGAAAGAUCCUUAUGUAAAGUACAGCGAAAUCCAUUGAAUUGAAAGACAACAGAAAACCUUUCUUCCAUUUACUGAAGAUAUUCUGUGUGGAUAUACUGUUUCAUAAACAUGUAAAUAAAAAAAGUUCAAUUUGUACAUAUUUGAAAUGAA
This is a messenger RNA of Cyprinus carpio (common carp), 1391 nucleotides long. RefSeq lists its product as uncharacterized. The record is from RefSeq and is a predicted model, not a curated record. Lineage: Eukaryota; Metazoa; Chordata; Actinopteri; Cypriniformes; Cyprinidae.